Rotaria socialis is the source of this 951-nucleotide messenger RNA. NCBI's taxonomy places the organism in Eukaryota, Metazoa, Rotifera, Eurotatoria, Philodinida, Philodinidae. The record is from the annotation of a GenBank genome assembly.
AUGUCAAGUCAAAUAUAUGUGUUCAUCUGUGUAUUGAUUAGUAUCAUUAUACAAUUAUCAUUGGCUCAAGUACCAUGUUCACUCGAAGACGAUCCAAUACAAUUAGCGGAAUGUGCACAACUUGAUGUUCAAGCUAUCAUUCAAGCAGCUAAAGGAAAUUUGAAAUUGUUUUGCAAUUUAGCUGAAAGAUAUAUGGAAUGUUUUAAAACAAAAACUCGGAACUGUAUUGGUGGAUCGAUAGCCGAAGGUGGUUUUACUGAAUUGCAAAACUUAGCACAAUGGUGUUGUGUCAAUCCAGGUUCUCCUGAACCGGAUGAAUGCCCACUUAAUCGUAAUCCAAAAUGUUUUUCGGGUGAUGAUUUUGUAUCAAUGGCUAAUGGGGAAAAAAAACUUUUACGCGAACUUCGACCAGGCGAUCGUGUAUUGGUAAUGAAUUCACAAAAACAAGUCGAAGAAGAUGAAGUUAUUAUGAUACUUGAUAGUCAACCGAGUCGACCAGCUUUAUUCUAUUCGAUUGAAACUGAAACUGGCCAUCGUGUAAGUUUAACAGGAAACCAUUUUAUUGCUGUCAAUCAUAACAAUCAUUUUGUUCCUGCAAACCAAAUUAAAACACAUGAUAUGGUUUUUAUUCAUUCGCAAGGUAAACUUCAAUCAGUCAGCGUUCGAAAUGUUAGUGAAGAAUAUAAAGUUGGAUAUUUUACACCAAUGACUAGUCAAGGAACAUUAAUUGUAAAUGACAUGGCUGCUUCAUGCUAUGCAAGUGUUGUUAGUCAUAGUUUAGCUCAUCAAGUACUAGCACCACUUCGUUGGUGGUAUCGUUUCGCAAAACUUUUCGCUGUCGAACAACCAUUUGAAUAUACACCAGCUGGAGGUAUACAUUGGUUACCUCAAGCAAUGUUACAAAUAACAGAAAAAUAUUUGCCAAGCGUAUUAGUAAAAGACAGUUUAUAA